This is a messenger RNA of Danaus plexippus (monarch butterfly), 3950 nucleotides long. RefSeq lists its product as uncharacterized. The record is from RefSeq and is a predicted model, not a curated record. The transcript has 9 exons. Gene Ontology annotation, molecular function: chitin binding. The coding region runs from base 100 to 3831 and encodes 1243 amino acids. NCBI's taxonomy places the organism in Eukaryota, Metazoa, Arthropoda, Insecta, Lepidoptera, Nymphalidae. Gene Ontology annotation, cellular component: extracellular region.
AAAAAAUCUUUUCAGCUACCAGUCAUUUUGUACGGAAGAGAAAUCGUUUGUUUCUUCAGUGCCAAUUGUUUAAGGAACUGAAGGCGUCUCAGAGGCGCUAUGAUUGUAGGGUUAUUACUUCUGGGCAUCGUAGGCUGUUCCUACGGUCGGCCCCAGAGCAAUGACCUCCAAGUCCCGGGUGCUACUUGUCACCCAGGAUCCAAAGACCAGCUUGUACCCCAUGAAAGUGAUUGCACGAAGUUCUAUUCAUGUCUGAGCGGCCGGCGAUCUCUAGAACCAUUGCAGUGCCCUCUGGGGACGGAGUUUUCGUCCAAAUACCAGGUCUGUGUACCCGCCGUUCUAUCUGAUUGUCAACGGUCAGUAGAUAUUCAAUAUCUACCUACAAGUUUACCAGACGAUGUCCUCCGAAACGGAUGUCCCAAGGAUUUUAGCAGACAGUUACUUCUGCCUCAUAAAUUAGACUGCAAUAAGUAUUACUACUGUGACCGUGGCGAACUAAAGUUAUCCGCCUGUCCGGACCUGAAGUUGUUCAACUUCGAAAAACAACAAUGUGACUGGUCAGAAAACGUGGAUUGCCUCUAUGAUGAGUUCAGCUAUGAACAAGAAGCUGGAUAUGGGCAUGCCACCGCUCUUCAGAGUCCAAACUUCCAGGAACUUUCGAACGGUUGUCCAUCAGACUUUAGUUUAAACUGGCACCUUCCUCAUGAAAAUGACUGCAACAAAUUCUACCAAUGUCUCUUUGGAGAGAAAGUAUUGAAGUCAUGUUCCAGCAGUCUUCAUUUCAAUGCCCAAAUACAGGUAUGCGUUUUUCCUGAGGAAGCUGGAUGUGAUGGAAGUAAUGGCAACAACGGAGGUGGCGGUGGCAACGGAGGUGGCGAUGGCAACGGAGGUGGCGGAUGCAACGGAGGUGGAGCAUUCAGCGGAGGUGGCGGAUGCAACGGAGGUGGAGGAGGCAACGGAGGUGGAGGCGGAGGCGGAGGCGGAGGCGGAGGCGGUGACGGUGGAGGCGGUGGAGGCGAUGGAGGUGGAGGUGGAGGAGGAGGAGGUGGAGGUGGUGAAAAUGGUGGAGACUUCGACAAGCUGCCCAACGGCUGCCCAUCAGACUGGAACAUUAAUUGGCACCUUCCUCAUGAAUCUAACUGCAGCAAAUUUUAUCAAUGUGUCUUUGGAAAGAAAGUAAACAAAACUUGUCCUGCAGGAUUACAUUUUAAUGCAAAAUGGCAGGUUUGUGAUUGGCCUCAAAACGCGGGUUGCUCUAAUAAUGGUGGAGGAGGUGGAGGAGGUGGAGGAGGAGGAGGAGGAGGAGGUGGAGGUGACGGAGGCAAUGGAGGCGACGGAGGCAAUGGAGGCGACGGAGGCAAUGGAGGCGACGGAGGCAAUGGAGGCGACGGAGGCAAUGGAGGCGACGGAGGCAAUGGAGGAGGAGGUGGAGGAAGUGGUGAAGGUGGCGGAGACUUUGACAAGCUGCCCAACGGCUGCCCAUCAGACUGGAACAUUAAUUGGCACCUUCCUCAUGAAUCUAACUGCAGCAAAUUUUAUCAAUGUGUCUUUGGAAAGAAAGUAAACAAAACUUGUCCUGCAGGAUUACAUUUUAAUGCAAAAUGGCAGGUUUGUGAUUGGCCUCAAAACGCAGGUUGCUCCGAUAAUGGUGAAGGCGGUGGAGGUGGCGGAGGCGGAGGUGGAGGAGGUGGAGGCGGAGGUGGAGGUGGAGGUGGAGGUGGAGGUGGUGGAGGCGGAGGUGAUGGGGGCGAUGGAGGCGACGGAGAUGGCGGAGGUGGUGGCGGCGGAGGUGGAGGCGGAGGCGGAGGAGGAGGAGAUGGAGAAGGCGGUGGAUGCGAUGGAGGAGAUGGAGGAGAUGGCGGCGGAGGUGGAGGUGACGGUGGUGGAGGCGGCGGAGGCGGAGGAGGUGGAGGAGGCGGCGGAGGCGGAGGAGGUGGAGGAGGCGGCGGAGGCGGAGGAGGUGGAGGAGGUGGUGAAGGUGGUGGAGACUUUGACAAGCUGCCCAACGGCUGCCCAUCAGACUGGAACAUUAAUUGGCACCUUCCUCAUGAAUCUAACUGCAGCAAAUUUUAUCAAUGUGUCUUUGGAAAGAAAGUAAACAAAACUUGUCCUGCAGGAUUACAUUUUAAUGCAAAAUGGCAGGUUUGUGAUUGGCCUCAAAACGCGGGUUGCUCUAAUAAUGGUGGAGGCGGUGGAGGUGGCGAAGGCGGAGGUGGAGGUGGUGGAGGCGGAGGUGGAGGAGGUGGAGGCGGCGGAGGCGAUGGGGAUAAUGGAGGCGACGGAGGUGGUGGCGGCGGAGGCGGUGGAGGCGGAGGUGGAGGCGGAGGCGGAGGAGGAGGAGGUGGAGGAGGCGGUGGAUGCGAUGGAGUAGAUGGAGGCGAUGGAGGAGAUGGAGGAGAUGGCGGCGGAGGUGGAGGUGGCGGUGGUGGAGGCGGCGGAGGCGGAGGAGGCGGAGGAGGUGGAGGAGGUGGUGAAGGUGGUGGAGACUUUGACAAGCUGCCCAACGGCUGCCCAUCAGACUGGAACAUUAAUUGGCACCUUCCUCAUGAAUCUAACUGCAGCAAAUUUUAUCAAUGUGUCUUUGGGAAGAAAGUAAACAAAACUUGUCCUGCAGGAUUACAUUUUAAUGCAAAAUGGCAGGUUUGUGAUUGGCCUCAAAACGCGGGUUGCUCUAAUAAUGGUGGAGGAGGUGGAGGUGGUGGCGGCGGAGGUGGCGGAGACGGAGGUGGAGGCGGAGGCGGAGGAGGAGGAGGUGGAGGAGGCGGUGGAUGCGAUGGAGGAGGUGGAGGCGAUGGAGGAGAUGGAGGCGGUGGAGGCGAUGGAGGAGAUGGAGGAGAUGGAGGCGGUGGAGGCGAUGGAGGCGAUGGAGGAGGUGGAGGCGGUGGAGGCGAUGGAGGAGGUGGAGGUGGUGGAGGCGAUGGAGGAGAUGGAGGAGAUGGCGGCGGUGGAGGCGAUGGAGGAGGUGGAGGCGGUGGAGGCGAUGGAGGCGAUGGAGGAGGUGGAGGUGGUGGAGGCGAUGGAGGAGAUGGAGGCGGUGGAGGCGAUGGAGGAGAUGGAGGAGAUGGCGGUGGUGGAGGCGAUGGAGGAGAUGGAGGCGGUGGAGGCGAUGGAGGAGAUGGAGGAGAUGGCGGCGGAGGUGGAGGUGGCGGUGGCGGAGGCGGCGGAGGCGGAGGAGGUGGAGGAGGCGGCGGAGGCGGAGGAGGCGGCGGAGGCGGCGGAGGCGGCGGAGGCGGUGGAGGUGGUGGAGGUGGAGGCGGUGGAGGCGGUGGAGGCGGAGGAGGUGGAGGAGGCGGAGGAGGCGGCGGAGGCGGCGGAGGCGGAGGAGGUGGAGGAGGUGGAGGAGGUGGAGGAGGUGGAGGAGGUGGAGGAGGCGGCGGAGGCGGCGGAGGCGGCGGAGGCGGUGGAGGUGGUGGAGGUGGAGACGGUGGAGGCGGUGGAGGUGGAGGCGGAGGAGGAGGAGAUGGUGGGGGCGAUGGUGGAGGUGGCGAAGAAGGCGAUGGAGGCGACGGAGAUGGUGGAGACGGUGGAGGUAUUAGUGAAGAUGAUAGAUGCCAAAAAGAAUGCCAUGUACCCCACUGGCCACAUGAAAGGGACUGUGACAAAUUCUGGCGUUGCGACGGAAAAAAUAAGGUUCUUGGUGUUUGUUCUGAGGGUUUACAGUUCAACCCAAACACUCAGACAUGUGAUUUUAAAUGCAACGUCAAAUGUCAAAGUAAAUUCGUGCAGUCUACUGCACAAGAAGAUGGCUUGAAACUUUUCCUUCCUUGGGAUAAAGUUGAAGAAAUCGUUAUUUUAUCCAAGGACAAUGAAUUAAAUAUCAGCGAUGACUGAUUGCUUUAUUUUGCUUAUUUGGUUUGUUUCAAAAAAUUAUUGAUUUUUGAUUUUUGAUUGAUUUUUUUCUCAUAAAAAUUAUAAUGGAAAAAAAUAAAUAUAACUCAAAAGUACCGAGA